UAGAACCUGUAUGUCACCAGCUCUUUGAGUUCUAUCGUAGUGGAGAGGAACAGCUGCUUCGAUUUACACUGCAGUUUCUCCCAGAACUGAUUUGGUGCUACCUUGCUGUCUCAGCCAGCAGAAAUGUGCAUCGCAGUGGAUGCAUUGAAGCUCUUCUUCUAGGAGUUUAUAAUUUGGAAAUAGUUGACAAACAAGGACAUAGCAAAGUAUUGAGUUUUACAAUUCCCUCUUUGUCCAAACCAUCUGUAUAUCAUGAACCUUCCAGCAUUGGGUCCAUGGCUCUGACGGAGAGUGCACUAUCGCAGCACGGUUUAUCAAAAGUUGUGUACAGUGGACCUCAUCCCCAAAGGGAGAUGCUGACAGCACAGAAUAGGUUUGAAGUGCUGACAUUCCUCCUGUUGUGUUACAAUGCUGCCUUAACCUAUAUGCCCAGUGUUUCUCUUCAAUCACUGUGUCAAAUUUGUUCAAGAAUCUGUGUUUGUGGAUACCCUCGACAACAUGUAAGAAAAUAUAAAAGUAUAAGUAGCAGGAUUCCAGUUUCUUCAGGAUUCAUGGUGCAAAUGCUAACAGGAAUUUAUUUUGCCUUUUAUAAUGGAGAAUGGGAUCUAGCUCAAAAAGCAUUGGAUGAUAUUAUAUACAGAGCCCAGCUAGAAUUAUAUCCAGAGCCAUUGCUGGUUGCUAAUGCAAUAAAGGCUUCAUUGCCUCACGGUGCCAUGAAAUCUAGUAAGGAAGGUACAAGGUGCAUUCAAGUUGAAAUCACACCAACUUCCUCUAGAAUAUCAAGAAAUGCAGUAACCAGCAUGUCAAUAAGAGGACAUAGGUGGAAAAGACAUGGAAAUACAGAAUUAACAGGUCAAGAAGAACUGAUGGAAAUAUCUGAAGUUGACGAGGGAUUUUAUUCCAGGGCUGCGUCUAGUACCAGCCAGUCGGGUUUAUCAAACAGUAGUCACAAUUGUAGUAACAAGACAAGUGUAGGAAAGAACCAGAGACGGUCAGGAGGAAGCAAAACUGGAGGAAAAGAGAAAGAAACUACAGGGGAAUCUUGCAAAGAUCACUUUGCUCGAAAACAAACUCAGAGAGCCCAAAGUGAGAAUCUUGAGCUUCUCUCUUUGAAGAGACUUACUUUAACAACCAGCCAAUCCCUACCUAAGCCUAGUAGCCAUGGUUUGGCUAAGACCGCGGCGACUGUAUUUAGUAAAUCCUUUGAACAAGUCAGCGGUGUCACAGUCCCACACAAUCCAUCAUCUGCUGUUGGUUGUGGGACUGGGACAGAUGCCAAUAGGUUUUCCGCUUGUAGCCUCCAAGAAGAAAAGCUUAUUUAUGUUUCAGAAAGAACGGAACUUCCAAUGAAGCAUCAAUCAGGUCAGCAGAGACCUCCUAGUAUUAGCAUUACUCUAUCCACAGAUUAAUUUGUAAACUAUUUUUCUCCCAUAACCAGUGAAUCUGAAAAUAUGACUUUGCUUCUUUAUGAGAGUUCC
Messenger RNA from Otolemur garnettii (small-eared galago), 1478 nucleotides. RefSeq names its product family with sequence similarity 126 member A (gene HYCC1). Gene Ontology annotation, biological process: phosphatidylinositol phosphate biosynthetic process; protein localization to plasma membrane. Bases 276 to 1409 code for a protein of 377 amino acids. NCBI's taxonomy places the organism in Eukaryota, Metazoa, Chordata, Mammalia, Primates, Galagidae. The transcript has 8 exons. The record is from RefSeq and is a predicted model, not a curated record. Gene Ontology annotation, cellular component: plasma membrane.